UCUACAAAUAAGUCGUGCAAAGCAGCAUCGUGGAUUCACCUAACUCCCGCAGCUACUAAUCACCGCCACUCUACUCUUCUUUCUCUUUCGGCUCACGCGCUCUCUCUCAGUCACACAGAUCCGAUCUCAGCUAUGGCCACCAUCCGGCUCGUCAAGGCCCGACAGAUCUUCGACAGCCGUGGAAACCCGACCGUCGAGGUUGACGUGACAUGUUCACAUGGCAUUUUUGCUAGAGCCGCUGUUCCAAGUGGUGCAUCCACUGGAGUUUACGAGGCCCUUGAACUAAGAGAUGGAGGGUCAGACUACCUUGGAAAAGGGGUGUUGAAGGCUGUUGAGAAUGUCAACAAGAUCAUCGGCCCUGCCUUGAUUGGAAAGGACCCAACUGAGCAGGCUGCUAUCGAUAACUUCAUGGUUCAACAACUUGAUGGAACUGUUAAUGAGUGGGGUUGGUGCAAACAGAAGCUUGGAGCAAAUGCCAUACUUGCUGUGUCUCUUGCAGUCUGCAAAGCUGGGGCUAUUGCUAAGAACAUUCCUCUUUACAAGCAUAUCGCAAACCUUUCUGGCAACAAGAAGUUGGUGUUGCCUGUUCCUGCUUUCAAUGUGAUUAAUGGUGGAUCACAUGCAGGAAACAAGCUUGCAAUGCAGGAGUUCAUGAUUCUUCCUGUAGGUGCUUCUUCUUUCAAGGAGGCAAUGAAGAUGGGUGUGGAAGUAUAUCACAAUUUAAAGGCUGUAAUUAAGAAGAAAUAUGGUCAGGAUGCGACAAAUGUUGGUGAUGAAGGUGGCUUCGCUCCUAAUAUUCAGGAAAACAAGGAGGGUCUUGAAUUGCUCAAAAUAGCCAUUGCUAAAGCUGGUUACACAAGCCAAGUUGUCAUUGGUAUGGAUGUUGCUGCAUCAGAAUUUUAUGGACAAGAUAAAACAUAUGACCUGAACUUCAAGGAAGAGAACAAUGAUGGUUCACAAAAGAUCUCAGGUGAUGCUCUAAUAAAUCUGUACAAGUCAUUUGUGUCUGAGUACCCUAUUGUAUCAAUUGAAGAUCCGUUUGACCAAGAUGACUGGGAACACUACUCAAAGCUUACUGCUGAAAUUGGAGAGAAAGUACAAAUUGUUGGUGAUGAUCUUUUGGUCACCAAUCCCAAGAGGGUUGAGAAGGCAAUCAAAGAAAAAUCUUGCAAUGCCCUUCUUCUCAAGGUCAAUCAAAUUGGAUCUGUAACUGAGAGUAUUGAAGCCGUAAAAAUGUCCAAGCAAGCUGGUUGGGGAGUGAUGGCUAGCCACCGCAGUGGUGAGACUGAGGAUACAUUCAUUGCUGAUCUCUCUGUGGGUCUGGCUACGGGUCAAAUUAAGACAGGAGCCCCGUGCAGGUCAGAGCGUCUUGCAAAAUAUAACCAGCUCUUGCGUAUUGAAGAGGAGCUUGGUUCGGAAGCAGUCUAUGCUGGAGCAAACUUCCGGAAGCCUGUUGAACCCUAUUAGAAUUUUCAGGAAUUGGUGUUUACAUCUUUACAUGGGACUUGAGAGCAAAUGGGGGUUCCAAAUGCAGCGAAUAAGUUUAUACAUAGAGUGGCUUUUUAGUCAUGUGAAACUUGAGACCUUUUUCUUAAUAAUUUUCACGGCCGUUUUGUUACGAGAGCCUAAAACAAAUGCUGUACUGAGAAAUCUACUUAAUUUGAAGCAUGUUUAAUCAUUAACUA
Messenger RNA from Juglans microcarpa x Juglans regia, 1685 nucleotides. Its product is annotated as enolase 1. The transcript has 17 exons. NCBI's taxonomy places the organism in Eukaryota, Viridiplantae, Streptophyta, Magnoliopsida, Fagales, Juglandaceae. The coding region runs from base 133 to 1467 and encodes 444 amino acids. Gene Ontology annotation, cellular component: phosphopyruvate hydratase complex. The record is from RefSeq and is a predicted model, not a curated record. Gene Ontology annotation, biological process: glycolytic process. Gene Ontology annotation, molecular function: magnesium ion binding; phosphopyruvate hydratase activity.